This is a messenger RNA of Monosiga brevicollis MX1, 5298 nucleotides long. RefSeq lists its product as uncharacterized. The record is from RefSeq and is a predicted model, not a curated record. NCBI's taxonomy places the organism in Eukaryota, Choanoflagellata, Craspedida, Salpingoecidae. The transcript has 33 exons. Gene Ontology annotation, biological process: RNA polymerase II preinitiation complex assembly; transcription by RNA polymerase II; translational elongation. Gene Ontology annotation, cellular component: transcription factor TFIID complex. Bases 23 to 5146 code for a protein of 1707 amino acids. Gene Ontology annotation, molecular function: RNA polymerase II general transcription initiation factor binding; translation elongation factor activity; RNA polymerase II general transcription initiation factor activity.
UUUUUUUUUUUUUCGUUUGAGGAUGGCAGACGACUCGCCAGCACAGGACUGUCCCUCAAGCCCGCACGCGCACCCGGCCGUGUGCCGGGUAUUUUGCACCAUGGACACACACAUGGACACGAGCGAAGAUGGCGACCCUCCCAUAACCCCUCCGCCUGACCUCAAGGAUAUCGCACCUUGGCGCACCGCUAGUGAUGAUGAAGCUGAUGAAACCCUGGGCUCGCUCUUUCCCAACUUCAAAUACGGCGAGCGUCUUCGAGUCAGCGCGCUUCUCGACGAACGAGAACCCGAGCUCGGCGAUAUUGCCCGACCUGGUGGCCGUCCCGCCUCCCCGCAUCUUGUUGUUCAACAGCGAGAUGAUGAAGGCGAAGAGUUUGAUCGCUCCAUCAUGACCCGCGCCCUCGAGGACAACAGCGACUCAGCCACAGUCACUGCACAAAAGGCAGCGGCCCUUCCCAAGGUAGCGCGACACAUCAGCCUCAGACUACCCCCUGCCGUCAUGACGUCAACACUUGAAACACACACCUCAUUGCUGUUGCUCAUCUCUUGUCCCUUUUGCACCUUGCCUGAUCGCUCUCUCCCUCUCUCUCAACCUCCCUCUGUCUCUCUCAAACUCUCUCUCUCAAACCCUCUCCCUCAAACUCUGUCCUUCAAACUCUCUCUCUCAAACUCUCUCUCUCUCUCUCAAACUCUCUCUCUCUCUCUCAAACUCUCUCCCUCAAACUCUCUCCCUCAAACUCUCCCCCUCAAACUCUCCCCCUCAAACUCUCUCCUUCUCGCUCUCCUUCACAUGUUUCUGACGCUUGGGACCUCAUUGCUGCGUUUCUCUCAGCCACGUUGUCUCCUGGCUCAUGAGCGAGCCGAACAACUUGCUUCGCGUGAAGCCGCUGAAGCCCUCCUGGAGUCGGAAGACUCAGUGCAACAGACCAGCAACUACCAGAAUGAACCCCCGAGCCACCGUGGAGGCCUGCCCUUGGCCUGUCUGGUGAACUGGGAGGACAACAUCAUCUGGGAACACCCCAAUGGUCAACAGGCCAGCGGCGUGAACGCCAACGUACAUGAAGUUUACACCGAAAUCAUGUCCUCCAACCGCGACAUUAACCUUGCCGACGCCGAGGACCGCCAGAAGCGCGAUGAAGAACAACAAGAGCGUAACCGCCGCGAAAAAGAAGCAAGGUCCCGCAACCCGAAAGGGCCCACCAACGAAGGCGAUACCAAGGCGGAAAAGCGUCGUCGCAAUAAAUCUCCAAAAGUCAAAACCGUCAAAAAGCAAGAGCAGGAACGUUUGCAACUCAAAUACGGCGUGGCAACUGAUGCCAAGCACGUGGUGCCUAUCAUGGCCGUCAAUAGCAUGCCCAAGCCCGUGGUGGAUGUUAGCACGGCGGUGAGCGAGCUACCUCCCAUCAAUGAACACCUCUGCUACGAGCGUUGGGAGAACAAGAUUUACUGGACCAAGGAUGAUAUUGAGUCCUCGUCGUCCGAGGAAGAGCCCGAUGAAGAAGAUGGCCAAGACGAGGAUCACCUGGCCAAGCACAAGAAACGUCACAGCAACCUCUACUUGGACCUGAAUGACCCCCUCUUUGUGUCUGAUUACGCCGUACGCGCCCCGACUUUUAAGCGUUACAUGAUCUUACACCAGGGCCGUGGUCGGCAAUAUGUGGCCGAUUGGAAGCUGGAACGCAUUGCCAAGGUCAUGGCUGAGCGCGGCCCCUUCGCAGAGGCUGCCAACCAAGCUAUGGGCCUGCAGCGUUUUAACGUGUCCAAUGACUUCUUUUAUCAGCCGCGUGUUGGCACGCAAACGGAGCAACGCCAUGCUUGGCGGUCCAUGUUGCAGUAUCACGUUCGCCACCCGCGUCCGGCACGCCGUGUCUAUCAAAAGUUCUUCCCAUGGAAGCAGCCGUUCAUGAGCUUUCGACACUGGCAUCGGCCGCUGCUCAAGCCAGAGAAGAAGCCCUGUGUGCUUGCCAACGGCAGUCAAGUCACAGCUCAGUUUGCGCCAGCCCUUGAGGAAUUUCGUCGGGGCUCGAAACGUGCUUUUCAUAAGACAUGGGAAAUCUCGGCUUUCUAUGAUCAGCUGGUGGUGUUGGAAUAUGCGGAGGAAUACCCUCCGCUGCUAUGCCGCCCCAGCAUGUGCUCAGAGCUGCGCUGCUACUAUCGCAAGAUCAAGGCCAACGAUCGCACUCGACCCUCCAUCGAGCUGGGCACCCUGGCCAUUCUCAACACCAACGAGGAAUCCCCCUUUCUCGGCACGCUGCCACCUGGCCAUCCUGUGAUGUCCAUCGAGAAUAACCUUUUUCGGGCCCCCAUUUACGAUCAGAAACUUGAGCAAACUGACUUUUUGCUGGUCAAGCGCAACGACCAAUGGUUCAUCCUACGUCUCAAAACCGCCUUUGUUGUGGGCCAAACACUUCCGAAGCUGGAGGUCCCAGCCCCAAACAGCAAACGCGAGCAGGAUUUGGAGAAGCGACAUCUGGAAAUGAUUAUCAUUAAUCUCUUCAACAACAAGAUGACUGAUCCACGGCGCUCUCCUAAUGACCCUGUCUUGUUGCGCGUGGACGACGUGCGCCGCACCACCAACAGUACCGACUCGUCCAUCCGCAAGGUUCUGAAAGAGUAUGCCACCUUCAAGCGACAUGCCGCAUCAGACUUUAAGGGUGCAUGGGAAUGGCGGUCUGUCGACAAAAAGAACAAGAUUGGUCAGGAACUUCUUGAGGGCAAAUUCUCGCCUGAGGAUUUUUGCGCCUACGAGUCGAUGAAGGCGGCAGAGCAACGCUUGGUAGACAUGGGCUACCGUUUGGCCAACGACAAGAAUCUUGAGGCUAUCGAUGAGACUGACCCAGGCACCAGCAAGGGCCGUCGUUUCUGGAGCGUUCUGUUGCUGACGCUGGGUCGUACCAUGUGGGUGCAGGUGGACGAGCGGCGCUUGGCGCCGUGGCAAAUCACCAAAAAUUUUGUCGACUGCAUCAAACGCAGUUGCUUGCUGGCCGUGACUGGUGCAGGUGAUCCUACGGGCCAUUCGCUCGGCUAUUCUUUCUUGCGCUUGGCCAAUAAACCUGCUGCCAAUCGUCGCGAUGAUGAGAUGCUGCCCGAGCUACCCGAGUCUCGCAACAAGCAGCUGGGCAAAAUGAGCUCCAAGGAUAAGGAUUUGCGCAAGCUCAAUUUGAAGGAGGCACGCGAACUUCUGCAUCAAAAAUACGGCCUUGGCAUGGAUUAUUUGAAUAGUCUGCCUCGUUGGCAGUGCAUCUCGCUCGUGCGCUACAAGGCCAAUGAGGAAGCCGACGAGCAAGGCAAGACGCUCAACUACUCACGUGGAACCAAAUCGUCGGCAGCGGAACACAAGAUGCGUUUUACCUCGGAUUCCCAGCUAGUGUUUGACAAUGAGCGAAAAUCGCUGGAGAAUGACGAAAUCCUCAGCGAACCCGAGACAUCGGACGGGGAGGAUGGUGGUGCUGAUGGCGACGACGACCUGUCCGAUUUGGACGGAGAGGAUGCUGGUGAGGACCGUGCUGAGGCCAAGGCCGCGCGUGAACUGCGUGCCAUGAUCUCGCAGGACCGCGAGCGUGCGCAGACGGCGUCGCAGGAGGAUGCUGCAACGGUCAAUGAGGUCGCAUCCGGGGCUGCUGCGCCAGAGCGCCGCCCGCAGGCUUUUCACCUGAAAAUCGUGCGCAAGGUGGGGAACCGCACGCACACCGCGUUGAUCCAAGAUCCCAAGGUGAUCCAGGCCUACCUGCACCAGCGCCGUCACCCUCAUACACCAAGCUUGCGCCGCCAGCAAACCAAGGGCUCCGGUGGCAACGGCCGUCGGACUGAGAGCGAUGAUGAUAAUGAUGAGGAUGAUGAUGACUACCAAGACGAUGAUGACGGGCGCAGCGUCGUCUCAACGGCCAGUCGUCGGUCGAAGAAAAGUACCAAGGGCCCCACACAACGCAAGGCGACCAGCCGCUCCAAAAAGCGGGGUGCCGAUGGUGCUUCCUCCGUCGCUUCGAAGCGGAGUAAUUUGCAAGCCGAGUCGCCGCCUGCCCCGCGCGAACUCAACGUCAACUCGGUCAUAAAUGUGGCAUUGCAGAAGCUGGCCAACUACGACCAGUCCAAGACAUUUCAGACGGAUGCCACAGCACCCAGUGGAAUGGCAAUCAUGGGCUUGCGGCGGCUCACGGAGCGGGCGCGGCGCUCUGAGUUUGAGACAGCUGGUGAGUUUGUCCAAGCUCUCCGUCAGCUUGUUGAUCUCAAGGGUGACAGCAACCCCGCCAUCCGUGCUCUUGGCAAUCGGAUGAUCACCGUGGCAGAGGAGGAGUUUAAGAAACACAACGUGGUGACGGUGGCCCACGUGAAGAAGCUGCGCGAGCAAACCGCUCUGCCCAUGAAGCUGUGCCGCGAAGCUCUCGAGGCCAGCAACGACAACGUCGAUGCAGCCCUGCAAUGGCUGCAAGACAACGAAGAGGCCCGUGGCCAGCAAGCCCUAGGCAAGCUGGCAGGCCGCAGCACCGCACAGGGACGGUUGGCCAUCGCCAUCAACGAACAGGCUGCCGCUGUGCUGCAGCUGAACUGCGAGACUGACUUCGUGGCGCGCAACGAAGCCUUUGGUGAGACGAGCCGCCUGGGCGCCGAAUCACUGGCUCAAUGGCUAGCUCAAAACAAGGCCGAGGGCAACGAUGCCCACCUUCUUUCUGCCGAGGAGGUGGCCGCCGUGCCCGUGGCAGAGAGCGACACGCUCGCUGAUCGUGUCAAGGCGCUGGUUGCUGCCGUGGGUGAGAACGUGGCCUUGGCACGUGGUGCUGGCUUUGUGAAGAGUGGCGCGACAUUUGGUUCUUAUGUGCACGACAACGGCAGCUAUGCCGCCCUUGUCCUGGCCGAAACUUCAGGAGCUGACAGGCAUGUUUCAGAGCAACACAACCCCUUGCUCGACACACGCGCCAUGCUCGUUCACUUUCUCUCAUCUCGCGCAACCUCGGAGGCCCUCAACAAGGUCGCACAACAUGCGGCAGCCAUUGACCCGACAGGCGAUAGCGCUGCUGCCACCGUGGAAAAUCUCUUGAGUGCUCCCUAUGUUUUCAACUCGUCUCAGACUGUGGCUGAGUUUAUCAAGUCGGCCGCCAAGGACCAGACUGUGACGGUGCAAAACGUGCUGCGCUGGGAGCGUAGCUGAGGAUGCAAUCAGCACGCAGGCAAAUAACAGCGUUUACAGAUGCCUGUGUCAGUGACAGUUUCACGCAGGUUGAAAGAAGAUGGAAACAUUUGGCAACCAGGUUUGCGCAGAUUGCGUCGGCCGGGCCACACAAAAAAAUCAAGUAAAAAACU